Amphimedon queenslandica is the source of this 566-nucleotide messenger RNA. RefSeq lists its product as uncharacterized. Bases 56 to 544 code for a protein of 162 amino acids. Gene Ontology annotation, biological process: signal transduction. Gene Ontology annotation, molecular function: protein binding. NCBI's taxonomy places the organism in Eukaryota, Metazoa, Porifera, Demospongiae, Haplosclerida, Niphatidae. The record is from RefSeq and is a predicted model, not a curated record. The transcript has 5 exons.
UUACAUUCAAGACAUUGGCGCUGAAAAGACAUGCUCUGAUCCUGUUUACUGUAAAAUGGAAAGAAUUCCUCGUUCCUUAACCAUCAAGGAGUCACUGUGGUUCAAGGAAGAAAGAAAAAAUUUAGAGAAAGAGACUCAACCAGCAUUGAAAGAUGCUAAUGAUGAUGAUACUAUUCCAAAGACUAAAUCAGCAAAUGAGGCCAGUCACUCUUCAAUUACACAGAUCAAUGAGUCCAAUGAUGAUCAACAAAAAGUUUUACUGAGUAUCAGGAAUCUAGCAGAGAUAUUGGAAGUGUUAAAAGAUGGUCACUUUCAAACUACUAAAUGGAUUGAUCUUGGUCUCCACUUGGGUCUGUUUUACAAUGAUCUCAAGACAAUUGAGACUAGAUACAAUAGAGAUCCUGACCAAUGCCUUAGAGAAUGUUUAGCAUCAUGGCUGAAAGGUGGCUUUGAAGCAACAUGGGACAGACUAGCUAUUGCCGUUGGUAAAGUAGGAGAGACAACAGCUGCUACUUAUAUAAGAUCAAGAAAAGAACUUCAAUAAUGUAUCAAUUUUAAAAUGAGCA